Penicillium lagena is the source of this 1455-nucleotide messenger RNA. RefSeq lists its product as uncharacterized. Gene Ontology annotation, biological process: transmembrane transport. Gene Ontology annotation, cellular component: membrane. Gene Ontology annotation, molecular function: transmembrane transporter activity. The record is from RefSeq and is a predicted model, not a curated record. Bases 1 to 1455 code for a protein of 484 amino acids. The transcript is spliced from 3 exons. Lineage: Eukaryota; Fungi; Ascomycota; Eurotiomycetes; Eurotiales; Aspergillaceae.
AUGGACAUAAUGACAUCCGGCAAGGAUGACAACCGGGUAUCUACCACCAGUGUGACUUCAUCCCCACCCAAUGAAAUCGAUCGCGAGAAUCCCGACUUCGACUAUUAUGCCAAACUCGAGAAGAGGGUUAUGCGAAAGAUCGACUUCUGGCUCGUGGGCUUUUACUCCGUUGUAUACAUCUUCCGGGUGAUUGACUCGAACAACUACGCCAACGCAGCCAUCAUCAACCUGGAAGCCGGCACAGGGAUUAAGAAAGAGCUCGGUUUCAGCCCCUCGCAAUGGUCUUGGACGCAGUCCAUCUUCUCGUAUAGUUACCUCAUCUUCGAGCCAUCUAACACGAUCCUUCUCAAGAGCUUCAAGCCCUCAACAUGGAUGUUCGUCCUGAUCUUGUCCUGGGGUGUUUGUGCCUGCGCAGCAGGUGCAGCCCAGAACUUUCCGGGAAUGAUGUGCGUGCGGUUCGCCAUUGGAAUGGCUGAGGCAGGGUUCUACCCAGCUGUGCUUUACCACAUGGCAUUCUGGUACAAACCGUCCGAACUGCCCUGGAGAAUCGCCCUCUUUUACUCUCUUGGCCAGAUAUCCGGCGCAUUGAGCGGGCUGCUCGCAUAUGCCAUCAGCUUCGCGGAUGGGGCCGCCGGACUAUCAGGCUGGCGAUGGUUGUUCAUCAUUGAGGGUCUUCCAGCCAUCGUGCUGUCUUUUGUGGCGCUGUUCGGUCUUCCAGAUUACCCAGAGACCGCCCGCAUGUUGACAGAGGAGGAGCGAAGCUUCCUGAAUGGCCGUCUCUCCUCCUCGGCACCGUCUGGAAAAGACAAAAGCUGGGAUUGGGCCGGCAUUAAAUUGCUCUUCAAGAGUCCUACGCUUUACACGUUUUCAAUCUACUGGAUCGGGCAUGGAAUCGGUGGGUUUGGGGUGCAAUAUGCUUUGCCUACCGUCAUUUAUGACCUUGGGUUUAGCUCGACGGCUUUAUCACAGCUGAUGAAUAUUCCUCCCUACGUCGCAUGCUUUUUCUUUCUAAAUGGCCUCGGGUAUUUGCUCCAUAGAGGAUGGAUCAGACCGUGGACCACUGCAGUCGCGAUCGAAAGCACGACAAUCAUCUGCUACAUCAUACUGAUCACGGUUCCUAAUUCAGUGGUCAAGUACCUCGCCCUCGUGGUCGCCACAGCGUGUGCAGGGUCUGCAUACCCGGUCAUCUGGCCAGAACGGAUUCGCGAUCUGGAGGGCACGGUGGCCGCGGGGAUUGGGAUUGGGGCCACGAAUGCUAUGGCACAAUUUAGUGGGAUUGCUGGACCUCAUAUAUACAGCACGGUAUUUGGGCCGACAUACCGCGUGUCCUUCAUCAUCUGUCUCUGCUUCCUUUGUGCGGCUAUCUCCGGUGUGUUGGCUUCGUGGUUUUUUGUUUGGCGGAAGGAUCGGAAGAAUGGUCUACAAGGCAUGGCUGGAGGGGUAGGCAGUGCAUGA